GAUUCAUAAACACUGGAGAUUUAUUGAUAGGGAAAUUUGGUCCUCUGCAACUUCAAUUUUCGAUAAUACUUUAUAUAAUGAAGAUGAAAAUGAUAGAGAAAGCGACACCGAAGAUGGAAUAUCUUUUGGAAUGGGAACGAAAUUCUUGUUACAAGAGAAUGAAGAAAAUGAAAUUACUCGAUACUUGGUUAGAGCAAAGUUAUAUUGCAUGGAUCGGAAGCAACAAUGGAAAGAACAAGGAGUUGAAAUUUCGAAACUCAACUUUCAAAAAAAUUAUGAAAAAUCCUCGCGGCUAGUGAUGCGCAUUGAUGGUGUAUUACGAGUAAUUUUGAAUGUUGCACUAUUUCAUGGUAUGAAUGUCGAAAGGUCACAAGAAAAAUUUAUAAGAUUGUUCGCAUUUGAAGAAAACAACAGCACACCUGUUCAAUUCACUAUUAAGCUUCCUAAUCCCAAUGCAGCUAAUGAUAUACAGAGCUAUAAUGGAUGUAAUACUGCCAGUCACCCGACAGAUAUCUUUUCAUCAAAUCGAUGCCGUGGCCUCUCAUGCUUGAGUAAAAAAAAAAAAAUAAUAAUCAUCAAGGAUAUCGCAGAG
Messenger RNA from Acaulospora morrowiae, 592 nucleotides. The record is from the annotation of a GenBank genome assembly. NCBI's taxonomy places the organism in Eukaryota, Fungi, Glomeromycota, Glomeromycetes, Diversisporales, Acaulosporaceae.